UAGGAUAUCAUCUAUAUUCCCGGUGCAUGUAAUUUUUAUGCAGGCGUAUCCAACAUUGUUUGUCACAAUUUUGUGAUGCAGUCGUUCGAAUUUAACAGGAGCUAAUUACGAUAUGUGUGAGCUGAGUGGUCAAAGUAGAGCGACUACAUGUGCACUUAAUUGUGGUUGGUGGUACCGUAUAUCUUUUUGAUCGUGUCUGGACUGGGAUCUUGUGCUCAUUCCAACUCUAAAAAAAUCCUAUUGUUCGAGAGAAUCGGGAGAAUCGGUACCUUGACGGUACGGUACGCUAGCCUCGAAAUCGUGCUUUUACCGGGUACUUUGGUCACACAAAUCCUACUUUAAUAGAUUUUCUGUCCACCAUGAGCGAGCUAGACACGAACAGCAAACGAGACCUCUCGGAUGAAGGCCAGCCAGAAGCACAGAGUCAUGAGAGUCUUCCUUGUAAGAAGAAGCAGAAGACAAAUGGAGCAGUGAGGGCGCUUUCCCAUCCCGUUGAGAUCAACGAUAAAUACAUGGAGAAGAGCUUCAAGGACUGUAUCAGAGCAGUCUUCAAUGAUGGAGUAGAAGCCACUCACAUAGCCACUGAGGCAGCUGUGAUCACCAACCCAUUUACCUGCUGUGUUCUACCAAACUUUGUAAAAGAUGAAACUUUCUUAAAGGGACUGAAGACGGAACUGCUGGAGCUUGAUUUCAACAGCAAAUCAAAUGACCUUUACAAGUUUCAACAGUCUGGUGCACUCCAGAAUUAUUCAUCUAGUUAUAUUUCAGCACUGAAGAAACUACUGUAUGAAGAUUUUCUCAGCUGGUUAAGAGAAGUGACUGGGAUUCCAUUCUCGAACAAGUUUGAUCUCACAUGCUCCAAAUACAAUUACACAGAUGUGCUUCUAUGCCAUGAUGAUGAAUUAGAAGGAAGAAGAGUCGCAUUCAUUCUUUAUCUCGUGCCCAAAUGGACUAAGAAAGAUGGUGGGCUCUUGGAUCUAUUUGAUAUGGAUGAUCAUGGACAGCCCAAGUCAGUAGUGAAGUCACUUGUACCAGAAUGGAACAACUUUGUUUUCUUUGAAGUGACACCCAAGUCCUUUCAUCAGGUUUCUGAGAUCCUGAAUCCAGACAAGUGUCGUCUCUCGGUGAGUGGAUGGUUCCAUGGUCCUACCGUGCCAAGACCAGCUCCAUACCUAGAACCAAGAUGUAGUCUUACUCCACAUGUCGAUACACAGGAGUCUUUAUUCUACGAUUGGAUCAAUGAGAGUUACAUGGAUCUAGGGAACCAGAGUGAGGUCCAAGAUACAUUCUCUGAUGAAUCUGAAAUACAGCUUUCAAGGUUCUUUGAGAAAGAGAAGUAUGAAGCAGUUCUUACCCAGCUACAGAGCCCUGACAUCAGGUGGGAAAGGAGAGGCCCGGCUAAUAAGAGGCAUUAUAAAUCAGCUGAUCUCUCCUCACUACCGCCGGUCAUCCACGAAUGCUUGAGUGUGAUGCAGAGCGAACAGAUGUUCCUCCUCCUAUCUAACUUCACCGCCCUCCGACUCCACAGCCAAGCACCCUGCAGCGAUGACGAUGACGAAGAGGAGGACGAUGAGGACAAGAAGGAAGACAUGGUCAAUGGUACUGGUGAAAAGCUUCAAAGUAAAGAGGAUGAGAGCGAGUCAGCCACGAUGACGGUCGUUCAGGAUGGUGACAGGAGAGGAGAAGAGACUAGACUCGGAGAGAAACAAUCAGAUGAGAUGAAGGAUGAAGAACAGGGUAGCAGUCAGAAGGAUGAUAUCAACUUGGCAGAUGGUGUUGUAAUAAAGAUGAAAGGUCAGGCAAGCAUUCCACGAUGUCGGGCAGAGGUUAGGAGGUGGUCUCAUGGCUGCUACACACUGCUGCAUGACACAGAUACGGAGGGUUCGGAGUUCGCUCUCGAUGCAUCAGUGUUCUUCGAUGCCAAAGGUGUGAGUUCCACCACUGGAGGUUUUGUUUCCUACAUUGCCAAAGGAGAGGAUGAAGAACUGCUGAGUGUACUCCCCGAGGACAAUGCCCUGUCACUAGUCUACAGAGAUAAGGAGACACUGAGGUUUGUUAAGCAUAUCAAUCAUAGCUACACAACAAGCAGAGGGAGUAAUACCAGCUCUACUAACAGCCAAAGUGCCUUUUAUGAGCUGUAUUUGGUGUACUACGAAUAAUGGCAUUUUAGAAACGGCAAUCAACGAGGACUGUUCUUUUAUGUGAGAUGAAAGUUCAUAAACAGCAGAGGGAGUGGUGGCUAUUCUCAGAGUGGCCAGUCUACCUUUUAUCUGAGCUUUACUUGAUGUUCCAUACAUGGGUAGCAUUCUGUGAGCAGUGAUCGGAUAAUACUCUUUAUUUGUGGCAAACAUGAAUGUACCUUUUCUGUUGAGGGAGUGAUGACGGUCCUCAGAACUGUUUAAGUGCCUUUUAUUAGCUAACAUUGCUAUAUCUUAUGCCUUGUAUUUGUGAAAUCAUUGCAACCAAACCUAAGGAGUGUUUUCAUUAUCAAUCGGCCGUAAGCCAAUAAGAUUUUGCUUGCUCAAUAUUUCAUUGAGCUACUAAUAUUUUUCUUCUCUGAAAAUAUGUAUAGGAAAUUAUUUUAACUCAGGAGGAACAAGUAACCAAUGUUUGAUUUAGAUUACUCAUGAAUAUUCAUAAAAUGAAUAUGAUAACCUAUUCAUUUUUUAUACCUUCUUAUUCCUGGCUCUUUUCCGUCUGAUCAUGAUUAUCGGCCACUAAAAGGAUAAUUUGACAAACAGUCCAUUCAAAUUUCCACAAAAUGUCCAUCACUCUUUAAUGGUAAACACUGGUUUUACUUUGUUUCAUGGAACUGUUUUUAUUUGGCCACCGUAUUAAGACCAUGCAUGUUUCCAGAGUGGGAAUGUUUUAUCAAGUUUAUACUGAAAUAUAUAUUAGGAUUUCUUUCAUGUUUUUGAAUGGAUAAGAAGAGCGAUUUAGGACCACUAAGUGGAUAUUAUUGUGUGCUGUUUAAUCACAGGUGGCGAUACAUUGACUUAGUUAUAUUUACGAGUGUGUCUGCAUGAAAGUCUAGCAUUAACAGGAACAAUAUUAUCAGCCAUUAUUCAUAAUUAGUUCAGAAGUGUAUAUUUCAAAAGUUAAGCAUGUCUUAAAAUUUUUAAAUGCCAGAUGCGUACAGUUACAUAUAAUACUUAGUAUGCGCAUUAUUCAGAUCAUGCUCAACGGAUGAGAUUAUGCAUUAGAUGUCAUUUAGGCCUACACAAAGGUGCUUAAAGGACAAGUCCACCCCCAACAAAAAGUUGAUUUUAAUAGAAAGAGACAAAUCCAAUGAGCAUAACACUGAAAAUUUCAUUAAAAUUGGAUGUAAAAUAAGAAAGUUAUGACAUUUUAAAGUUUCGCUUUAUUUCACAAAACAGUUACCGUAUGUGCACAUCCUGGUCAGUAUGCAAAUGAGGGGACUGAUGACGUCACUAUUUCUUUUGUAUUUUAUUUCAUGAAAUAUGAAAUAUUGUAAUUUUUUCCUCAUUGUCCUGUAUAACAAAGUUUUAUUCCUUGCUGAACAUGGGGAAUUACUAUUUAUGGUUCAGCCAAGUCAGUCAUUAUUGUCAAAUCUGUAAAAAUUGAAAUAUUGUAUGAUUCAAACAAUAAAAAACAAAAGAAAUUUUGAGUUUUGAGAAA
Molecule: messenger RNA, 3639 nt
Organism: Lytechinus pictus (painted urchin)
Lineage: Eukaryota; Metazoa; Echinodermata; Echinoidea; Temnopleuroida; Toxopneustidae
Product: prolyl 3-hydroxylase OGFOD1-like
Exons: 14
Coding region: 360-2159 (599 amino acids)
Biological process (GO): peptidyl-proline hydroxylation; regulation of translational termination
Cellular component (GO): cytoplasm
Molecular function (GO): iron ion binding; L-ascorbic acid binding; peptidyl-proline dioxygenase activity
Source: RefSeq, a predicted model, not a curated record